AUAGGAGGUAAAAGGGAGAAAAAGAAAAUGGACGAGAGAGAGAGAGAGACAUACUUUUCCCAUUAUAAAAUCUAACUAUUCUGUUGAAUUCUGUCAUGUCACUCAGUCCUUCAUAUCACCCUAUUGUCAUCCAGGUCCUCACUGACCGACAGAUGGACUGGCCAAUAGCAGGAUAUUUGGCGGACGGACGGACGGGGCUCCGGGACCACAGCAGUAGUUAGUGUCUCGUAUCAGGAUCAGCAGCGGAGACGCUACGGACUCACUUUCUGAUUAUAUUAUCUUGUUAUUUAUAACCAUACACUGCUGCGCUGUUUAAUAGUUUAUUGGCAAAGUUUUAACGUUCACAAAUAGUGACGAGGCGUGGUUAUUAGGACAGCGUUUAAAAAGAAAGAAAGAAAGAAAGAAAGAAAGAAAGAACGAAAGAGGAGAAAAGACUGACCGCUGGAUUUAAUUUCCAACUGGAAUGCUGUUGUUGAUAGAAACAGAACGGGCGGUGGUGUGUGUGUGUGUGUGUGUGUGUGUGUGUGAAAGAGUGUGUGUGUGUGAAAGAGUGUGUAGAGGGCUAUGCCUCGUGUCUUUGGUCUCUGGUCCUGGAUCGUGUGAAUUCCCCGGGCUCCAGUUACUAAACUAGCCGGCAGACAGCAGCCUCAGCCCGGCCACAUUUUGUCUCUGUUCUUUCUCCUCUCCCCCAUACCCGUCCAUACCCGUCUCUCCGGGCUCAGAGGAAAUGAGGACACAGUGGAUAGCGGAGGAACGAGGAGGAGUUUCAGGUGGGAUUAUUAACUUGUUUUGACUUUUGCUCCGAUCCUGGGGACUUGAGCGUUUUUUUUGGCGGUAGGUUAAAUAAUUAACGCGAACCUUUAAAACGAACAACAACUAAAAACUACGGAUAAAAGUGUUGUUGAUGAUGACCUCACGGGGACCGAGUUAACUGGUUUUCGUGACUGAUGUGGGCCGCGCGGCGGGCCGACACUGGACCUAGCUGACACCCCACCGGGACAGAGGUUCUGAUCGGUGAUCAAUAAUCCAGGAGAGUAACGGGAGUACCUGUCCGGUAUGGAGCGGCGAGGUGGCAGCUGGAGCACGGUGACCGUGCUGUGGCUUGUGCUGACCGGGCUGGUUCUGUCACCUUGUAUGGCAGAGGAAGAAGUGGUAAUGAACACAAAACUAGAGACGUCAGAUCUACGAUGGACCGUUUACCCCCCACACCCUGAGUCUCAGUGGGAGGAGAUGAGUGGUCAUGAUGAUGAAGGGACUAGUGUGAGGACCUAUCAGCUGUGUCCUGGAGACAGCAGCACAUCUCAUUGGCUUAGGAGCCGGCUGAUCCCCCGAAGGACUGCCUCCGUGCUCUACGUAGAGAUACGGUUUACGAUGAUCGAGUGUUCGUCUCUUCCCUAUAACUCCCACUGGUCCUGUAAAGAGACAUUUAACCUGUAUUACUACCAGACGGACACGGACGAAGCUACCAACACGCACCCUGCCUGGAUGGAAAACCCAUAUACUAAGGUGGACACAGUAGCAGCUGACUUCCUGCUUCGGAGGGGCGGAGAGAAGAAGUCCAACGUGAAGACUCUCAGGAUUAGUCGUUUGACUAAAAGGGGCGUGUACCUAGCCUUCCAAGCACAGGGAGUCUGCAUGGCCUUAUUGGCUGUCAGGGUGUACUUUAAGAAGUGUCCCACUCUGACGCGCUCUUUCUCCCGAUUCCCUGAGACUGUUCCCCAUACCCUGGUGGAGGGGGCUCAGGGAGUGUGUGUAGACAACGCCGAGACCCCUCCGGGCGAGCUGGCACGCCCUCCCAGCAUGCUGUGCGGUGAGGACGGACAGUGGGUCGGUCAGCCGGCCACUGCCUGCGCCUGUCGGCCAGGGUACGAAGCUACAGACACAGACCUCCGAUGCAGAGCUUGUCCAGUGGGUCAGUAUAAGGCAGGGUCAGGAGUCGGUGGGUGUGUCCUGUGUCCGACCAAUAGCAACACUUUAGUAACAGGCUCCGCCUACUGCCUCUGUCGUCCUGGUUACCACAGAGCAGAUUCCGACCCCACACACACACCCUGCACACGCCCUCCCUCGGCGCCCCGCUCCAUUGUAACCCAGAUCAACGACACCAUGGUGACGUUGGAGUGGUCGGAACCUUUGGAACGCGGUGGCCGUGGAGACCUGACCUACAGCGUGGGGUGUGUCCGCUGUGGAGACUCCUCCCCUCAGAGGGCGUGUCUUCCCUGUGAAGAGGGCGUGUCCUAUCGCCCCAGCCAGCGCGGCCUAUCGCAGCGCAGGGUGGUCAUCCGCGGGCUCCUCCCACACACCACCUACACUUUCACGGUCCAGUCGGAGAACGGCGUCUCACAGCUCAGCCUAUCGGAACCCUCCGUGGAAAGGGUCAAUAUCACAACCAGCCGAGACGUCCCAGCCCCAGUCUCAGGUAUUAGAAGGACCAAAGCGUCAGAGAACAGUUUGACUCUACAGUGGCACAGUCGCCAAAAUACACACUACACUGUCCUGGAAUACCAGCUACGAUACUGUCCCAAGGACGGUCCAGAGUCUGGUCAGUGGCAGUAUGUAACCAGCGUGGUCAGUAGUGUUGUGGUCAGUAACCUCCAGAGGUCUACUAGUUACCAGGUGCAGGUCAGAGCCAGGACCAUGGCUGGAUACAGCAACUUCUCCCCAGCCUCGACCUUCACCACCCUGCCUGACAAAGUAGAGGCCCACUCUCAGCUGAUGGUGACAGGUGUUCUGGUUGCCAUGGGGAUACUCCUCCUUAUCACCGCGGUGAUCAUUGCUGGAUACUGCUACUGUAAACACCUGUGUGUGAAGGAUAUAGAGAUGAAUGAUCAGAAUGGACAGUACCUGAUGAGACAGACAGGUAUGAAGGUGUACAUCGACCCGUUCACCUAUGAAGAUCCCAACGAGGCGGUUAGAGACUUCGCUAAAGAGAUAGACGUGUCCUUCGUCAAGAUAGAGGAGGUCAUUGGAGCUGGUGAGUUUGGAGAGGUCUGUCGAGGAAGACUGAAGGUCCCUGGGAAGAAGGAGAACUAUGUGGCCAUCAAGACUCUGAAAGGAGGAUACACUGACAAACAGAGGAGGGACUUCCUGUCUGAGGCCUCCAUUAUGGGUCAAUUCCAAUCUGUAGGUCAGUUCCAGCACCCCAACAUUAUCCACCUGGAAGGAGUUAUCACGGCUUCCUGUCCUGUUAUGAUACUGACCGAGUUCAUGGAGAAUGGGGCCCUCGACAGCUUCCUCAGGUUAAACGAUGGUCAGUUCACUCCUAUCCAGCUGGUGGGAAUGUUACGUGGGAUAGCAUCAGGUAUGAAGUAUCUAUCGGAGAUGAGCUAUGUUCAUCGGGACCUGGCAGCUCGUAACAUCCUAGUGAACUCUAACCUGGUCUGUAAGGUAUCUGACUUCGGCCUGUCACGAUUCCUCCAGGAAAACUCCUCUGACCCCACAUACACCAGCUCACUGGGUGGUAAGAUCCCCAUCCGUUGGACAGCUCCAGAGGCGAUCGCGUUCAGGAAGUUUACAUCGGCCAGUGACGCGUGGAGCUACGGCAUCGUGAUGUGGGAGGUGAUGAGCUUCGGGGAACGGCCCUACUGGGAUAUGAGUAACCAGGAUGUGAUCAACGCUAUAGAACAGGACUAUCGGCUGCCCCCCCCACCAGAGUGCCCCUCCUCUCUCCACUCCCUCAUGUUGGACUGUUGGCAGAAAGAGAGAGCCGCUCGUCCACGAUUCGCCAACGUGGUCUCGGCGCUCGAUAGGCUGAUCAGAAACCCCGCCUCCCUGAAGAUCACACAGCCGGACGGACCUGGCUCCUCCCAGCCCCUGCUAGACCAGCGUCCCCCUCCUCCCCUGUCAGCCUGUGGGUCUGUCUCAGAGUGGCUUCAUGCCAUCAAGAUGUCUCGUUAUGAAGAGAGCUUUACACAGGCAGGAUUCACCAACCUGGAGGUCAUCGCACAGAUCUCUACCGAGGACCUGCUGCGUAUAGGAGUGACACUAGCGGGACACCAGAAGAAGAUCCUCUCUUCCAUCCAGACCCUUCGAGUUCUCAAAACUCCUCCCACACUCAGAUACUGACCAAUCACCUAUCACGGCCUCCUGGAAGCUCCUUCCACCCUUCCAUACUGGCCAAUCACACCAAAGCCCUUCAACAAGCCACCAGCCAACCACGUACCAGUUGUGACGACGUCACUAUGCCAACGGUGUCCCAAGCCAAUCAUUGUACUCGGUUCCACUGUGAUGACACAAUAGAUGUGUGUGUGUACUCUUCAACCAAUCAGGAAGACGGAGAGAGAGACGGACAUGAACUCUCUCCUGAGAGAUCCCUCCAGUUUUAUAAUACUGCCUCGUUGGAGUCCACGGGAAUACUGGACAUUAACUUGGUUUUAUAAUACUGCCUCGUUGGAGUCCACGGGAAUACUGAACAUUAACUUGGUUUUAUAAUACUGCCUCGUUGGAGUCCACGGGAAUACUGAACGUUAACUUGGUUUUAUAAUACUGCCUCGUUGGAGUCCACGGGAAUACUGAACGUUAACUUGGUUUUAUAAUACUGCCUCGUUGGAGUCCACGGGAAUACUGAACAUUAACUUGGUUUUAUAAUACUGCCUCGUUGGAGUCCACGGGAAUACUGAACAUUAACUUGGUUUUAUAAUACUGCCUCGUUGGAGUCCACGGGAAUACUCGACAUUAACUUGGUUUUAUAAUACUGCCUCGUUGGAGUCCACGGGAAUACUGAACAUUAACUUUGUUUUAUAAUACUGCCUCGUUGGAGUCCACGGGAAUACUGAACAUUAACUUGGUUUUAUAAUACUGCCUCAGAGUCCACGGGAAUACUGAACAUUAACUUGGUUUUAUAAUACUGCCUCAGAGUCCACGGGAAUACUGAACAUUAACUUGGUUUUAUAAUACUGCCUCGUUGGAGUCCACGGGAAUACUGAACAUGAACUUGGUUUUAUAAUACUGCCUCGUUGGAGUCCACGGGAAUACUGAACAUUAACUUGGUUUUAUAAUACUGCCUCGUUGGAGUCCACGGGAAUACUGGACAUGAACUUGGUUUUAUAAUACUGCCGGGAUCCUCUGGGAAUACCGUUGGAAUACUGCGGAAGAUUUUUCCUCUGGAACACUGUUUGGGAUGAAGGAUUUCUCCCAAUCAGGUUGUCCCAGAUAUUCCCUCUGACUGAGGUGUGGUGCUGGACCUUGUAGACUGACUGCUUCUAGAGAGACUAACUCUGAUUUAAAACCUGACUUAUUCUAGAGAGACUGACUGAUUUAAAGCCUGACUUAUUCUAGAGAGACUGACUGAUUUAAAGCCUGACUUAUUCUAGAGAGACUGACUGAUUUAAAGCCUGACUUAUUCUAGAGAGACUGACUGAUUUAAAGCCUGACUUAUUCUAGAGAGACUGACUGAUUUAAAGCCUGACUUAUUCUAGAGAGACUGACUGAUUUAAAGCCUGACUUAUUCUAGAGAGACUGACUGAUUUAAAGGCUGACUUCUUCUAGAGAGACUGACUCUGAUAACAUGAUCAGGUCUAUAUGAACUUCUUAGGAACGAGAGAGAGAGAGAGAGAGAGAGAGGGGGGGGGGGUAAAACAGAGAG
This is a messenger RNA of Salmo salar (Atlantic salmon), 5581 nucleotides long. The record is from RefSeq and is a predicted model, not a curated record. NCBI's taxonomy places the organism in Eukaryota, Metazoa, Chordata, Actinopteri, Salmoniformes, Salmonidae.